This is a messenger RNA of Talaromyces proteolyticus, 1515 nucleotides long. RefSeq names its product FAD dependent oxidoreductase. The coding region runs from base 1 to 1329 and encodes 442 amino acids. The record is from RefSeq and is a predicted model, not a curated record. Lineage: Eukaryota; Fungi; Ascomycota; Eurotiomycetes; Eurotiales; Trichocomaceae. Gene Ontology annotation, molecular function: flavin adenine dinucleotide binding; saccharopine oxidase activity; sarcosine oxidase activity. The transcript has 2 exons.
AUGCGUUCAACCUUGUCUAAAAAUUCGCGAAUCAUUAUUGUUGGUGGGGGAACUUGGGGAUGCUCAACGGCUCUCCACCUCACUCGCCGCGCCUAUAAGAACGUCACUGUCUUCGACCCUUUCCCAGUACCCUCGGCCAUUUCUGCAGGCAAUGAUAUCAACAAGGUUCUCGAAGCCGGUGAUGAUGAGGCAGUUGUAGCUGAGAUUCUGUUGGCUGCGGCUACACAGGGAUGGAAUAAAGAUCCAAUAUUCACCCCCUACUUCCAUAAUGUUGGAUAUAUUCUCGCGGCGUCCUCUCCACAAGCAAUCCAAAAUGUGCAAGACCGUGAGAUCAGGCACCAUGCUGGAAAUUUCUUUGAAUUGUCCACACCGGAGGGAUUCCGGAAGAGCAUGCCACCCGGAGUAUUGACUGGAGACUUUGCCGGCUGGAAAGGAUGGCACCAGAGGUCAGAAGUCGGUUGGGUACACGCCCGCAAAGCAAUGGUGGCAGCAGCUCGCGAAGCGGCUCGUUUGGGCGCCACUUUUGUCUGUGGAAAUGCCCGGGGACAGGUGAAGGAGCUGAUUUACGCAAACGACGGAGAUGUCCACGGCGUCAAAACCGCUGAUGGUCUCGAGCACUUUGCAGAUCGAGUGAUCAUUGCUGCAGGUGCUCAAGCGCCUUCGCUCGUAGAUUUCGAGAAUCAACUACGGCCGACUGCUUGGACAGUCGCACAUAUUCGAAUGUCACCAGAUGAGGCGAGGCUCUAUAAAAACAUUCCCGUCAUAUUCCAUAGCGAGAAAGGGUUUUUCAUUGAGCCUGAUGAGGAUAAACUUGAGCUCAAAAUUUGUGACGAACACCCAGGCUACUGUAAUUGGGUUCUCCAAGAUGAUGCGCUUCCACGCUCGAUUCCCGUCCCACGAAAUCAGAUUCCGGCUUCGUCUGCUCGCCGUAUUCGAGAAUUCUUACGAGAAACAGCUCCCCAACUUGCCGACAGACCGUUUAGCCACACUGCAACAAUGUGGUGUGCAGAUACGCCAAACCGCGCAUUUCUGAUUACAGCACACCCUAGGCACCCUUCUUUAAUCUUGGCUGCUGGCGACUCCGGCCACGGCUUCACGCACCUUCCGUCUAUUGGAGGCUUUGUAUCGGACCUUCUAGAGGGUAAUCUCGACUCAAGGAUCGCUAAAUCUUGGCGUUGGAGGCCUGAUACUGGACAGGAAUUCUGGGGCAACGACCUUCUAGGUCGUUCCGGAGCCGGCAACAAAGUCCUUGAUUUGAAGGAAACUAUCACCGAAGGAUGGGUCCAAGGCUGUGACGACUCUGACAUGGCAAAAUCCUCAAAAUUAUAAUAUGGAUUUGAGAGUUGUUACAACUUGUUGCACCUUGUUAUUUGAUUGGUUACAAAGUUAAUAUCACAUAACGCACGUUCAAUAUGGGAUGUUGGUUUUACAAUAUUUUUCAAUAACAGACAAGUGAUUUGAUUUGAUAUUAAUGUUACGAGACUCCAGAUGAACAGUUUCCGGCUUUCUUUAUAG